AUGCUGCCCGCGCGCUGCGUCCCGUUGCUCACGCCCCACUUGCUGCUCGCGUUGGUGCAGCUGUCCCCGGCGGGUGGCCAUCGCACGACGGGUCCCAGGUUUCUAAUAAGUGACCGGGACCCUCAGUGCAACCUCCACUGCUCCAGGACCCAACCUAAACCUAUCUGCGCCUCCGAUGGAAGGUCCUACGAGUCGAUGUGUGAGUACCAGCGAGCCAAGUGCAGAGACCCGACCCUGGGUGUGGUCCAUCGAGGCAGAUGCAAAGAUGCUGGCCAGAGCAAGUGUCGCCUGGAGCGGGCUCAAGCCCUGGAGCAGGCCAAGAAGCCUCAGGAGGCUGUGUUUGUCCCGGAGUGUGGUGAGGAUGGCUCCUUCACCCAGGUGCAAUGCCAUACUUACACGGGGUACUGCUGGUGUGUCACCCCAGAUGGAAAGCCCAUCAGUGGCUCUUCUGUGCAGAAUAAAACUCCUGUAUGUUCAGGUUCAGUCACCGACAAGCCCUUGAGCCAGGGUAACUCAGGACGGAAAGAUGAUGGUUCCAAGCCGACACCCACGAUGGAGACCCAGCCCAUGUUUGAUGGAGAUGAAAUCACAGCUCCUACCCUGUGGAUUAAGCAUUUGGUAAUCAAAGAUUCCAAGCUGAACAACACCAAUGUAAGAAAUUCAGACCAAGCAGAAGUAGGAGUUGUGGCUCCUGAGCUGCUUCUUGACCUGCCCAGAGAAAUCCACGGUGUCAAGAAAUGGGGUCAUUUAAAUGGUGAUCAGAUUGGGAACUUCAAGAAGGUUCUAGAAUGUGACCCUAGAUAUGUAAUGCCCAGUUGUGAGAGUGAUGCCAGAGCAAAGAGCACGGAGGUGGAAGACCCCUUCAAGGACAGGGAGCUACCAGGCUGUCCAGAAGGGAAGAAAUUGGAAUUUAUCACCAGCCUACUGGAUGCUCUUACCACUGACAUGGUUCAGGCCAUUAACUCCGCAGCACCCACUGGAGGUGGGAGGUUCUCAGAGCCAGACCCCAGCCACACUCUGGAGGAGCGCGUGGUGCACUGGUAUUUUGGUCAGCUGGACAGCAACAGCAGCAAUGACAUUAACAAGCGUGAGAUGAAGCCCUUUAAGCGCUACGUGAAGAAGAAAGCCAAGCCCAAGAAGUGCGCCCGGCGCUUCACCGACUACUGUGACCUGAACAAGGACAAGGUCAUCUCCCUGCCAGAGCUGAAGGGCUGCUUAGGGGUUAGCAAAGAAGGUGGUAGCCUUGGCAGCUUCCCCCAGGAAAAACGAGCAGGCACCAACCCAUUCAUAGGACGCCUUGUUUAAGGAGCAGAAAAAUCAAAGGGCUGGUGGAGAGUCCGUGGAGACAAGAGGACCAUCAGACACCUUGCCCUCAGCACUGCCUACGGCCCGGCCACAUCCCGUGUCACAGAAGUGAUGUCCACUGUGUUUGCACUUUUAAUUACUCGUCUCUGUGUGUUUUGUUUCUGGUUUCCUUUGUAAACACCAAUAUGUAAUACCACAGUGGGGAAAGGAAAGGGAAGAAAGACUUGUUUACUCUCUCUCUCUCUCUCUCAUUGUAUGUUUUUUGGAUCUGCUACUGACAACUUUUAGGGAUUUUUUGGGGGGGGGA
This is a messenger RNA of Dipodomys ordii (Ord's kangaroo rat), 1612 nucleotides long. It is a transcript of the gene Smoc1, whose product is annotated as SPARC related modular calcium binding 1. Gene Ontology annotation, biological process: extracellular matrix organization. The coding region runs from base 1 to 1305 and encodes 434 amino acids. The record is from RefSeq and is a predicted model, not a curated record. NCBI's taxonomy places the organism in Eukaryota, Metazoa, Chordata, Mammalia, Rodentia, Heteromyidae. Gene Ontology annotation, molecular function: calcium ion binding; extracellular matrix binding; heparin binding. Gene Ontology annotation, cellular component: basement membrane. The transcript has 15 exons.